AUGAAAACACCCCGUAUGGACCAGCCAGAGGACCAACAAAUGACGACCAAGCAAUGGUGCAAUGCGACAAAUGUCUUGUCUGGCAACAUACUGAGUGUGUUGGCUUCACAGAACGCUUGGAAGAAUACCAUUGCGAACGUUGCUCUCCUGUCAAACAUCUAUACAGACAAAUGGGCUUUCGAACGUGACAACGUCGAGUAUCUCGAGAAUACAAGUCAUAAGAAAUCCAAAACCAAAUAUGCUUCUCAUAACACAGAAGACGACAAGAGCACGAAACGACGCUCAAACCAACGUCCAAAAAAGCUUGAAGAAGCUUCAGCUAACUCGUCCCGUUUCAACCUUUCACAGCGACGUCCAAGCAAUACGUCUAAAGGCUUACACCCGAAGUCAUCACAUUCCAAAACGUCAGACCCCACAAGUCCUGCUGCUCAUAAACCGAAACGUAAGCCGUCACUAAGCUCGCUAAGUGAUGAAGACAAAGUGACAUCAAACGUAGGUAAGAGCAACCGUAAAAGUCAUGUAAAGAAGAAAUCUCGGCACACGGCCUCGUCUGAAGGUGACAGUCUAUCGGAAAUCGAAGAUUCGAUGGAAAUUGAUGACAUUGAGUUAGAAGAGAGUCAAAAUGAGGAUAAAGAGCAUGAGAAAACGGAAGAGAUGAAUAACGAAGACAUGGAAGAGCUGAAAGAAAGGGACAUGAAUAAGGAGAACGACGGAGAAAGGGACCAAGAUAAUGAAAAAGCAUACGAGAAGAUUAAUGAUAGACCACAAAAUAACAAGAAUGGAGAAAAGUCAGCAUACAAAAUGAGUAAUGAUGCUGGCAAGAAUGGAGAAACUAGUACGGAAAAGCCUCCUUACGUCUAUGAGAAGAACUUAGAUAGGCCUUUAAUAGAAGCGCACCAUCAUGAAGAGGAGUAUCAUGAACGCAAAGACAAUAAGAAGAAUAAGAAACGUUCUGCUCACAAAUCUUCUUCGGAUACGUUGUCAGUUUCCCAAAUGCUUGACAGAGCUAAGAAAAUGGCGUUAUGGAUAACUCUGGUUGAACUAGAUCAAGCUCGGCGAAAUGGUACAUUAUCCCCCAGCGAGGAUGAAGAUGACAAUUCGCGCCCAAAAAACACAUCGAGUAUUUCAUCCUCACUGACCUCUGUAUUGGCAACUCCGUCGCCAAGCGAACAUGCCACAUCACCUGAAUCAAUUAGUUCUUCGGAACCAGGCGGUGAUGUUGUUACACCGUCUAAUGAGUCGCCCGGAGCGAUAGUUGGUAUGCUCAAUAGUGAAGGGAAAGAUGCUGGUAUUUUGGAUCUUUGUGAGGAAUUGUUGAGAGAUAUCAAUCGAUUUCAACAGAAUUACGGAAAGAAGGUUGAAGUAUAA
Molecule: messenger RNA, 1368 nt
Organism: Paraglomus occultum
Lineage: Eukaryota; Fungi; Glomeromycota; Glomeromycetes; Paraglomerales; Paraglomeraceae
Source: the annotation of a GenBank genome assembly